Molecule: messenger RNA, 1234 nt
Organism: Syzygium oleosum
Lineage: Eukaryota; Viridiplantae; Streptophyta; Magnoliopsida; Myrtales; Myrtaceae
Exons: 2
Coding region: 349-1047 (232 amino acids)
Source: RefSeq, a predicted model, not a curated record
UCGGAACGAGUUAUCGACUUUUUCAGUGCGCUCGCCGGAAAAAUUAUUCUCGAGAAAAGGCCUUAAUCUUACGAGAUGUGUACUUUCUGACAAUGAGUAGUCGGCUUAAUUCGAUGAGAUUUUCUGCCGUGCCAUGCCUGGAACACGGGAUUAAGUUGUAGGGCUCAAUUAGGUGACUGAUGAAAAUCCACCGACGAUUGACAAUCAUUGUCAACCAUCGGCCGGCUCAGAAAGGGUCCGAGACUGCUGCCAUGUUUUGGUUCACAGCAAUGUAGAAAGAACCUCAUUUGAUGCUACAGACAUCGCCAGAUCAGUACUCUUUGUGGCGAAAAUCGACAAAGAUUGACCAUGUUUUGCCAACGAAGUUCGACUAUUACUCCUAGAAACUUUGCAAUUCUUUUAUGUGACCAAUUGAUGUCAUCGCAGGGCCGCUUUGUGAUUAAUGUUCUGCAAGGGUCAUUGAACCGAAAGUAUGGAUUGUUGACUCUAUGGAUGACAGAUACUGACGGGGCACAUAUCGGCGGCUGCCUCGCCGGCCCUCUAAUUGCAGGCAACCAAGUUCAAAUUGUUUUCGGCACAUUCGAGGAUACUAUAGAGAGAAAGUACAAGAGAAAGCGUUCGGCUACUGCUCCUGCGGCUGCGGGCGAAGUUGAUGACGGCGAACUGGUGGAUGUCCCCGUGUGCGCGGGUGAGAUGGUGGAAGCCAAUGCAAAUGGCAGCUCUCCUGGACCUGAGGGCUCGGACGGGGGAGAGCCGAUCAUGGCCAGCCCUAUUACUAUUGUGCCACCAGCCUCGACUCUCCCCGAGGGAUCGGAAGAGGAAGAGCCGAUCAUGGUCAGCCCUAUUACUAUUGUGCCACCGGCCUCGAGUCCCCCCGAGGGAUCGGAAGAGGAAGAGCCGAUCAUGGCCAGCCCUAUUACUAUUGUGCCACCGGCCUCGAGUCUCCCCGAGGGAUCGGAAGAGGAAGAGCCGAUCAUGGCCAGCCCUAUUACUAUUGUGCCACCGGCCUCGAGUCUCCCCAAGACACCGGACGACCCGAAUGAGUGAGUCCAUGGAUAUUUGUGGCAGUGACCCUGAGAAGUGAAGUUCUAGCCCUGGCGAAUCGUUGUUUUGGAAGCUACUGUCGUCGUCUUCGAUUGUCUGUUGUUAUUUUCUUUCGGUUUAAUUUCAGUGAAUCGGACUUAUCUAAUGUGAUCGUGCUUUAUGAAUAAUGACUGUUGUCCCAUUUCCUUCA